Molecule: messenger RNA, 3282 nt
Organism: Etheostoma spectabile (orangethroat darter)
Lineage: Eukaryota; Metazoa; Chordata; Actinopteri; Perciformes; Percidae
Gene: pggt1b
Product: protein geranylgeranyltransferase type I, beta subunit
Exons: 9
Coding region: 47-1150 (367 amino acids)
Biological process (GO): protein geranylgeranylation
Cellular component (GO): CAAX-protein geranylgeranyltransferase complex
Molecular function (GO): CAAX-protein geranylgeranyltransferase activity
Source: RefSeq, a predicted model, not a curated record
AAAACAAACAUACCGGAAAAGAUUCCUUAUAGGUGCGGAUGCAAAGAUGGCGGAAGAGGAGAGCCAAUUUGAAGAAUUUGACCAAAUAGACUUUUUAAGAGAUAGACAUGUACGAUUCUUCCAGAGAACACUUCAGGUGUUACCUGAGAGAUAUGCCUCGCUGGAAACAACCAGGUUAACUAUCAUAUUUUUUGCCCUGUCUGGUCUCGAUGUGCUGGAUGCUCUGGAUGUGAUUGAUAGAAAAACUAUGAUUGAGUGGAUCUAUUCCCUGCAGGUUCUACCCACAGAGGACCAAGUUAACCUCAGUCGUUGUGGGUUUCGAGGAUCGUCACAUAUUGGAAUUCCUUACAGCACUAAGGGGCCAGGUGUGCUCCAUCCAUAUGACAGUGGCCAUGUAGCCAUGACCUACACUGGGCUGUGUUCGCUGCUAAUACUGGGAGACGACCUGAGCCGGGUUAACAAACAGGCCUGUCUGGCUGGUCUCAGAGCACUGCAGCUGGAGGACGGCAGUUUCUACGCAGUGCCAGAAGGAAGUGAAAAUGAUAUACGGUUUAUCUACUGUGCAGCCAGUAUCUGUUACAUGCUGGAUGACUGGUCAGGCAUGGACAUCCAGAAGGCCAUUGAGUACAUAAGGGGAAGUUUGUCAUACGACAAUGGGUUUGGCCAGGGAGCUGGGCGAGAGUCACAUGGUGGCUGGACGUACUGCGCCAUAGCGUCUCUGUGUCUGAUGGGUCGGCUGGAGGAGGCGCUAAGUCAGCGGGAGCUGGACAGGAUCCGGCGCUGGUGUAUCAUGAGGCAGCAGAGCGGCUUCCAAGGGCGGCCCAACAAACCUGUAGACACAUGCUACUCCUUUUGGGUGGGAGCUACGCUCGAGCUAUUAGAUGUGUUCCAGUAUACGAACUUUGACAAGAACAGAAGCUUCAUCCUGUCCACACAGGAUCGGUUGGUAGGGGGAUUUGCCAAGUGGCCGGACAGCCAUCCAGACCCUCUCCAUGCCUACUUAGGGCUGUGUGGUUUGUCUCUGAUCGGAGAGCCCAGUCUGAGGAAGGUCCACCCAGCUCUUAACAUCACCCAGAGAGCCUUUCAGCACGUCCAGCAGCUGCAGCAGACUUGGAGGGACAGCACUGGCAGCUGUAGCAGACAGCAUUGAAAGCAGGAUGUUCCACAGCUCUGUCUCUGAACAGGUUCAGUAAUCCGGAAUAUCUAACAGUAGUCAGUCAAAGGCGACUGGAAUUUUGCUCUGUGUCUUGAAGACGUUUGGCCACUCAUGUGAGAGGCCUCCUCAUUUCAGAAAUCAGGAAGGUAUUGAAGAGCCCAGUUACAUGUUAGUAACUUUGGGGAGCUUAUUUGAAGUCCAUCAAGACUGACUUUUCUGUUAAGCAAAAUACACCACACUUCUUUUUUUGCUGCCUUUUGAUUAUUAGACCGUUGUAAAUAACAAUGUGCAUUGUAGUUUGUGGAGAAAGUGAUGUGCCAGAAAGUCAAAUGUGGGUCACUGGAGACUCAAAGAAAUUCCAGAUGCCUCAAUUUUGCAAUCUUUUUCAUGAUGCAGUUUUGGAAGCUUCUUGCUCCUCGUCAUAGUCAACAACACAAUAUGCUGUAAACCUUCCUAGCCAAGGGUGAACUGACUGACUUCACAUGGACAUAAGAAACAUCCUCAAAGUUAAUUGUAUUCACUGAGACCCUGUGGAGGGCAUGGGGAACAUCUAACUUGUGUCUUCAAAUGGUUAUGGAGUAACGGGUGGCUUCAGCAGCUGACAGUUAUUAGUGGGCUGAAUAAAGUCCUGGUAUAAAAGGAAAAUUUAGCAAAUAGGUUCCUUAUUUAUGUUCACAAACCAGUAUAAUAACCAGUGGUAAUUGUAGGGGUGUAAUAUGAAGAUUGUAAAGACAAAAUUGGAUGUUUCAUUUAGACAGUAUUUUUUUGCCUCUCUGCUCCUCAAACAUCUUCGUCCUCACGUUGCUUUUGAAGCUCAUCAACGCCUCAAGCUCUCCAGUCCCAAAGGUGAUAGCAGCCUUGCGGGUAAACUCUCCCAUGUUUCUUCCAUCAGGUUCAACGUACAGGCUUUUUUCUGUGUUUGAGAGAUUUUAAUAAUGAUAGAACUGCUGGGGUGAAAUGCAUGGAAAAGGCAGCAUAGACCCAGCAACCACCCCAAGGACCAACUUUAUGACUGGAGGAAAAAAUCUAAAACUCGUUGAAAGACGAUUAAAUAAAUAAUCGUUUUGCUACAGGCCUUUUGAUUUCAGAUCACAGAUAAUAUAAUUUAGUGUUCACAUCUCUCCCGAGGCUAAAAGAAAAAAAAAAAAGAUUGGUCUUCUUUAGGGAAUUUGCUUUAAAAUAAAAAUAAAAAACAAGGUAGUAGCUGUCAAUUUUAGCAGCAGAUCCCAUCCCGACAUCCCCUGACUUCUAACCCUGGACUGAUCUGAGCUACCCUUCUUCCCCAGCUCCCAUACUCCCUGCAAGGCACCGGCCAGGCUGAAAUCAAUAGGAGAAAGAUGAGACAGUGGCCUCAAACUUGGGGAAAUGUAUUCUUGUGAACAGCACUGGGAAUUGACAUGUUAUUUUCAGAACAGAAAGGACGCAGGACAAAAAACAAAUAAUGCCCAUGAGCAGAAUGUGCCACAGAGAGUCAAGUUGCAGAAACAACAGCCAACACAUCACAUGUCUUUGAGCCCCUUGCAGCUCACACAAGCGACCUUCCAGCCUUCAUGCUCCUGAGCUGAGCUAAAAAUUAGGCAAUAAAAUUCAGAAUUGAGCUCAACUUGUUCCUUUUGCCUUCCCAUCACAUCAAUGAACGAAGCCACACCUUUUCAUUGUAAGACCACUGAUACAGCACAUGCCUGCUCCCUGAAAGUAGGCGAGUGAGGAGACGACGGUGUCGCAGUAGGUCAGAAUUACAGUGGCCUGUCCGCAAUAUGUUCUGCGGGAGGCUACUGUGCGUAGCACCAUUUCUAAUAUGAAAAUAUAAUAUCGCCUCUGUGGUUUGAAGCUGUACUUGGCCUCGUCUCGGUUCCCGCCAAGUUGCCCUCUUUUUCAGACUUAGAAAUAGAGCAGGCAGACAGAAGAAAGGAGAUAGGAAGAGAGGUGAAUAAAUAAAUGAUUUGACCCAUCUAUUAUUAAAAGUGAACUGUCAGAGGCUGGAAUCACCUCUCUGAACCCCGACCAAACCCCCAGUGUUAUAUAGCCUUAUUUUGGUGCAAAAUCAAUUUCUUUUUAGGUUUUGUUACUGUUUUGCCUAAGACAAUAGGCUUUGCUAUGGUUACUCUUGGCGAUUUAUGUCCUGU